Molecule: messenger RNA, 7736 nt
Organism: Contarinia nasturtii (swede midge)
Lineage: Eukaryota; Metazoa; Arthropoda; Insecta; Diptera; Cecidomyiidae
Product: high affinity cGMP-specific 3',5'-cyclic phosphodiesterase 9A
Exons: 11
Coding region: 1699-5040 (1113 amino acids)
Biological process (GO): cGMP catabolic process
Molecular function (GO): 3',5'-cyclic-GMP phosphodiesterase activity
Source: RefSeq, a predicted model, not a curated record
UUAAAAAUCAAUCAGACAGUACAUAUCUGAUGCGUGUGUGUAGAAGCGCGUCAAUGAACUACAGUUAUAAUACAGUGUGUGUACUUCACGCGAUGAAAGUGAAUCAUAGGAAUGUUUGACAUGAAAAGAAAAUUAUUUGAUUUGAAAAAAAUUGGCAUUGUGUUUAAGUCAAAGGACAAUUCGUGAGUUUUUUUUUUCAUUUAAUUUGGAUUUCGUGAGAACUUUUCCACCUACAAUACUCAUCGAUAUUAAAUCUGAAAGGUUCAACGAUACUUAAUUUUUUGACAUGGAAUAUAAGUAGGCAAAGAAAAAUAAGAAAAGGAGAGAAAAAUCGGAUAAAACUAAAUAUAGUAGUGUGUCUGUCGUGCAACCAGUGAAUGUAUUCGCGGACAUGUGUGGAUAUGGUUUAACGGUCUGUGCGUGAGCAAUAUUAAAUUCAUAGCGACACUAAGUCGUCAUUUUUAGACUUUGACUCAAAUAGUCUGCUAUUUUUCUCUCGUACUUUUUUUAUAUUAUUCAUAUAUAAAUUUGUGCACAGUUUCUGCUUAGAUGGAUUUUCUAAUCAGUUUUGUUGUGACGUAGUGCAUGCAUUCCGUGUUUCAAUUGAACCGAUCGAAUAAGAAGGAAAAGAAGAAGAAAGAAAAUAACGUUCAACUCGUCAAUCUGAGUCUGUUGAGCUAGAAGUAAUUGAAAUUGUGAUAAACGUGACGAAGGAGAUGAGUCGUUGACGCGAGCAGUCUUUGUGCGAUGCAUUAAAUAAACGCAUGAAAAAGAAUCACAAAUCGGCGCGAUACACAUUUCAAAAAUUCUCGCACUAUUUUCCAUUUCUCUUUCUCGUUCGGUUGAACUGUUCGCGAAUAGUUUUUUUCUCUCAGAAUUAAACGGAAUUUCUGUGCGUUCCUUCUAUUUUCAUUCAUGUGUGAGUACACUGAAUCUGAAUCGCGGCAAAACACAUAUCUUCUUUAUUGUUCGGUGUUUGACAAGACUCGAUCAGUCGUUUACAGUUGACUGUACGAUAUAGCGGCUCGACUAUUUCGUUAUGUGACAAGUGUUGUUAAACAAGACGAUAACAUCUGAAAAAAAAAACACGACAAAUACAACACCGCCAAUGUUUACAGACAGAGAACUCAUUAAAUAAAAUGUGUAUAGUACGAGACAUUCGAUUUUGAACGUUAAUUGUUAGGAUUUUUUUUCUUUAUUUUCAUUCGGUUUGAUAAUACAGUGCGUUCCAAAACUUACGCGGUGCAAUUGAAUCAGCAUUUAAAAAAAAAAAAUGUUUACGUAAUUUGAACGAAUAUUGAUAAAAUAAUGGUGAUUAGAGUCUGAUAGUGGAACGACGAAAUAUUGCAAACGCAUCAAAACUGAAGUACACGGGAGUAAAAACACAAACUAGCUCGUCAGCAGUCAUUGAAAACAAGAAUAUCAAAACUGUUAGCACUGUUAAUCACAUCACACCAAGAAUAAAUUGCUGCGAAAAUCGAAGUUUCGAGCGUCUGUGAAUCGAAAGAACAAAUAUAAGAAUUCUGAUAUACGAUUCAAUGGCGUUUAUAAAAAAGUACAUCUGAGAGAAUAAACCGACCAAAAUAAAAAGUCACAAACACACAUUGAACGAAUUGCUUCGAAAACUGCUGAUUUCGUACCGAUAAUUGAUAUAAAUCAGUUGGGUUGCAUACACAAAACGAGCGAUACGGUCAACGAAUGUACAAAGAUAACGGCAAGAUAAAUGUGGAGCUUUUGGCUGAAGUCGGUGACAUUGCUCAUCGUCUGCGUACUCUAGAUAAACGCUUGGCCUUGAAUUUUGAAGAUCCACGAAUUCAACAAGAAUUACAACACUGUAAAACUUCGACAGCGCAUUCAUCUAACGAACCACCUAAAUCAGACCACCAAUGUUCUUCAUCGGAGAGACGACCGAGCUUAGCAGCACAAGUUGCCCAAAAUAUUGGCGAUAGAAUUAGCGGCAGUAGUUCGGGCGCAACAGACUCAGAAACCACACAACAACGACGCUAUAGCAGCAAACAAGUGGAAGAUAUCAUUUUAGAAUUUUACGAAAAACACUUGAUCUUUCAUCAAAAUCUAGAAAAAGAACGUUUAGCGACGAUAUCGGGAGCGGAGACAAGUGAAUCCACAAGACGAUCACGUAUCUAUCGAAUGACAAUUGGUGAUUCGAAUAAUAUGAGCAACUUGCCGUCGAUAGAAACCAACAAAUGUUCAACGAGUAAUACUGGCGAUAAUGCCGAUAGUCAUGUAAGCGCAGAGGGCAAUUUGUCAACCGAACAAAUAACAACCAAACCAAAUGAAUUGACUGCUGAACCAAUCGAAAAUACGACGUCGACAGAAGAAGAAACAUCGGCAUCAGCAACCGCAACAACUGCCAGUGGAAAACGCAAUUCAAUUGCGAACCAGCAAAUGCCCGAAAUUCAAAUCAGCAACAGUGAUGAACAACCGAAAACACGUAAAUCACUUACUACUGAACAGUUUGAACAAAAGGAUCCUACCGACGAUUCAACAAACGAAGAAACAUCAACUAAUACAACAAUAACAGCAACUGCAGGAACUGGAGGAAUUUGCGGUCACUAUUGCGCUGGUUGGCAAACAUCAAUUUGGAACAAUAAAUUCGAUGACGACGUUUUACGAAAACUUGUUAUGGAAUUGAAACACAAAAUCGAAUUUACCGAAAGAAUGAAUUGGCUCUUAAAUUUUACUCAAGCAGAUUUAUCGAAACGACCGGCGGGACCGCCACAUCGUAAAACCAGUUUACCAAAGCAUACAGAGGUUAAGAAACGGUUUAUGGAAAUUUGCGAUCGAACGCUGUCGGAUGAAAUCAAGGCUGCACUUCGAUUGCCAGCAUUCGAUUCGUAUGAAUGGGAAGAUGAAGAUGUGCUAUUUCUAAUGCAAACCAUGUUCAUCGAUACGGGUUUGGUGGAAAAGUUCAAUAUACCGUUAUCAGUGUUACGUGAAUGGCUUUAUGAAGUCUACAAACACUAUAACGCCGUACCAUUUCACAAUUUUCGGCAUUGCUUCUGUGUUGCACAAAUGAUGUAUGCAAUCACAUGCCGAACAAAUCUGUCAUCACGGCUUGGCGAUUUGGAAGUGUUGAUAUUAUUAGUAUCUUGCAUUUGCCAUGACUUAGAUCAUCCAGGUUAUAAUAAUAUUUAUCAAAUAAAUGCCAGAACAGAAUUAGCACUAAGAUACAAUGACAUAUCACCGUUAGAAAAUCAUCAUUGCUCAAUUGCAUUUAGAUUACUGGAACAUCCGGACUGUAAUAUAUUUAAGAAUUUUAGUAAAGAGGCGUUUAAUCAAAUACGUGAGGGUAUCAUAAGAUGUAUCCUUGCCACCGAUAUGGCUCGUCACAAUGAAAUCUUGACACAAUUUCAAGAAAUUACUCCCACAUUCGAUUAUACCAAUGAAGCCCACAUAAAUUUACUCUGUAUGGUUCUAAUAAAAGUUGCAGAUAUAUCGAACGAAGCGCGGCCUAUGGACAUUGCCGAGCCGUGGCUUGAGCGAUUAUUGCAGGAGUUCUUUGCACAGAGUGCUGCUGAGAAGUCAGAAGGUCUUCCUGUAACACCUUUCAUGGAUCCAGAUAAAGUCAGCAAACCAGGCAGCCAAGUUCGAUUUAUUGGCUUAGUAUUGUUACCAUUAUUUGAAGCACUCGGUGAUCUGUUGCCGGAAUUAAUUGAUAUGAUUAUUCAACCAGUUCGUGAUGCAUUGGAUUAUUACAAGAAAUUAAAUGACGCACAAAACAGAAUUCGAAAAUCUCUUGGCGAAGUUGAUGGAUCAUCGGAUGGUGGUGCAAGUACUUCACCUCAAAUGCCACGUUCACAAUCUGGCAUUAGUGUACGUUCGCGUCGUAGUAUUCCAUCGCAAAAAUCAACAUCACGUACAUCCGUUGAUGAGCCACUUUGCAUAUCGGCCGAAUUGCACGAUCUUCCAGAAGGCAGUGAAAGUGGCGACUCAGAAACUGCCACAGAAGUGGAUAUAGCCGAGAAAACGUCAAAAUUCAAAGUGGAUACGGAAGGCGUCAAUCGAAACAAAAAUGUACAGUCGUACACACGGAAAGCCAGCCGUGAAAAGCGACCAUCGAUGAUUAGUGAAUUAUGUACAACGGGUUCCGGUACACGGAUGCGUGGAUCUCAUGGAAAUAUUCAUAGCUACCACAAUAAUCGUUCGAAUUUUGGUGCUAAUCGUGCUGUCAGCUUGGACCAAUACAGUACACAUAAUCGACGGUCUUCGGAUGGGCUGCAGCAGGUGACGUCGGAUAAUAAUGUUUACUACAAUCAACAACAUCGUAGUAUGGAUGGCGAUGUCCCCGCAACAAUCACCGAGAGUAUUCAGUUAAACAAGAGUGCAAAUGAUGAUUUAUCGAGUGGCGGUGACAUUCGCAGUGACCCAUUAAGUCGUAAUUUAAAACCAUCUGAUGAAAAGGUCAAAACAGCAAAUCAACAACAACAACAACAACUGCAACAACAUAAUCAAUUUUCGCAACCAAACAAAUACACAUCAAACAAAAUUUUAAGCACCGCUAGCUCGGCCGCAAAUAAUGGCACCAAAUCAUUCAUGUCCCGACUACGACAAUUUAGUAGCCGUUUUAGUUUCACUUUCGAUCGCGAUGCAAAACGUAAUAAUAGCACCAAUACAAAUAUCACACGAAAUAAUAACGCCAAUGAAUCGAUGUUGCCAAUAACGAAGGGAAGUUUUUGCUGUGCAAAUAAAACUUCGUCUCCAUUGCAUCAUCAACAGCAACAACAACCACAACAACAUGCAAAACAAGUAGAAAGUGUUCAUGCGUUGCCGGGAAAUGAUUUAAGCGCACGACAUCGUGCUCAUAGUUUGGAUGUCGUACGUACACGACAAUACAGUAGUAGCAACAGUGAAAAUAGCCGAAAAUCUUCACGCAACGAUGAACACAGUCACAGUCACAUUAUGUUAAUGAUGGAAGACAAUAGUAACCACACAACAACGAUUGGUGAUAAUAAAAGUGAUGCCGAUGAAAGUUUUAAUGCUGUAUGUGUUGGCGGUGACACAGGUGAUCCCAGUAUUUGACAUCAAAGUGUUAGUUCAAAUACAGGUCUAUCCACUCACUCACAACAACAAACUCACACACAGUCAAUGUUUUGUGUCUGGACAACGUGCAUCAGUGACCGAAUUACCGCAUUUGUUUGCCAAUGUUGUGAAGCGAAACUGCCCCAACCGGAGAAUAUCUAAGAAUUUUAUUGCAAACAUCAAACAUAUUGAUAAUAUCAAACUGUAUCAUCUGUUGAAAACUACUUUAAUUUAUGAUAACCUAGUAGCAUCACAGAUUUUCCACGUGUUUUAUUGCUGUGGAUAUUUGUCGUUCUCUGCUGGCCAUUUGACCAUUUUAUCCACACAAAUAGACACAAACACAUCCAUAUACACAUCUAGAAACACUUAUAUUCGAUGUAUAUGUUCCCUUGCAAAACAAAUAAUAAUAACAUGUUUAAACGCAAGACGUUAUCGAAUCGCACAUUCAUAGGUUCACUUUUGAAAUGUUGAAAAAUACAAAAAAAUAAUAAUACAUGUAAUAAUAACUAUCUAAUUGUUUAAUCAAAUGAUAAAUUAGAAUUAAAGUGUUGAAAACGAUUGACAAAGUAUUUUAACGAAAAUGUGAAUUUAACAUUUUGACGGAAUAGACCAUUUUCUUUUUUGUAUAAAUGCUCUAAUGAAUCGAUCAGACUUUUUCAAAGUUGAGGAAGCGAUCAAAUUACUUUUGAGCUACAACAAACAUACUCUAAAACAUGAUCGAAUUUUUAUUCUGUCAUUUACUUCGCCUUUGUUUCUUUUGGAUGGUUUAUACUGUGAUCACUUCAAAACAAAGUGUCCUUUCCAACAAACAUUUUGACACGAAUUUCUGUUUAAUAUUCAAUUAAAUUAUUUAUAAAAUUAUAUAUGCUCAAGAAUCAUCAUGCAAAAAGUAUAUUCAAGAACGGAUGAUAGAACAUUUGAUGGCUGAAAAACGAAAGUUCAUGGUUCCUUGAGUUCUUAUUUUGCUUUAAAAAAUUGAUAAAAAAAUUCAAAUAAUCAUGUGAAAAUUCGACCUGUUUCAGGGUAUUACAUUUUCUUAAGUUUAUUGUAGUUUGAAAAUGGCAACCAUGCUCCCAAUUUUUAUAUUAAUCUUCCGAGCUCUGAUCAAUUCUUUCAGUAUAAUGUGGGUGGUUAUUAGUCGAUAUGUGUGUUAAGAAUAUAAAAUCAACUAUUUAUUGUCAGGCAUAAAUAAAUAAAAUUCAUUGUAAAUGAAACAAAUUUUAACUAUAAAACUGUAAAAAAAACUGACAUAAAAGUGUUAAAAUUAUUAUUAUUAUUUGAGUCUACAAUAAAUAUGGAUGUAAAAUGAGCUUCUUCUGUCUCCAUAACUGUAAUCAAUAAAUAAAUUGUUGUCAACAAACAUAACACACUUUAAAAAAAUGCUAAAAGGACGACAGCGACCAAUUUGAGGAACACAAAAAUAAUCCUUCACAACAAAGAAAAUAUGUCGAAAUCUACAUAAAAUUAACCGAAGCCAGAUUUCCAUAACUUUGCGGAGCAAAAGUGCUGCUCGCUACUAUAUGUAUAUGGUCUCUGAUAUUUUCAGUGUUAUCUGAUAUUAAAAUUAAACGGUAUUUUUAGGUGUAACGUUUAAACAUGAAUUUAUCUGAUAAUUGUAUAAAAUAGAACUAUUGAUUCACAACACUUCUUCUCCUGACAUAAGAUUACAAAAGAACAGUCGAAUUUGUAGAUCAAUAUCUUAAAAGAGAACUCUUUUUGAAUGAACCUUGUUACAAUUAUUUCCUUAAUGUUUUUCAGUCUUCCUUCACUCCAAAGCCGCUCUGACCAACGAUUUAAAACAAAAAAUUUGAAUUCAACAUAACAAGAAAAACUGCCUACCAUAAUUGAUCUAGUUGAAUUGGAUUACAAUCAUCUUUCCUUCAUAUUCCGUAAUAUAUAUACACAUCGUAAGGCCAACAUAACAUUAUUAUAGAAACUAGCCUGCUGAAAUAACCGAAAUCAAUUUACGACAAAUCAACUUAUUGAAAAUACAAACAUUUCGAUUUAUAUUUACGUGUAAAAUGAAUACAAAGUACAUUAUUAAAAUUUGAGAAAUAAAAAGUCUUUUGAACCUAUCAUUAUAAAAGAAAAAGAGAACACAUUGAAAAUACAGUAGUGAUGCCACAAUUGAAAAAUGUCAAAAAUACAUAUAUGCGAAAUAUUAUUUCCAAAACUUGCUUAUAAAUAUGUAAACGUUGCAGCCGAAAUAGAUUUAUUAGAAUGGACAAAAUAAUAUCUCUUAUAGAAAAUGAAAGUUAUAGAUGAAAAGAAAAAUUGUGGAUUAGAGAGAAUGGUAUGCAUGCCCCUAGUCGCUUCCCAAAUUCAUGUGAUGAGAAUAAGUGCAAUGCUAUAUUGAAACCAUAAUAUCAAAUCGUUCAUUUCAUUUAAUUAAAGCACUAACAUCAUAAAUGACAAUUGAGGAAAGAAAGUUUCAACAAUGUAUUUUGCUUGUUUCGAAAGAGAAAUAUUGAAUGUGAAAGUAAGAGUGGAAUGUAAUGUAAAAAAAAAAAACAAGGAACAAUACAGAGGAUAAAGUUAUUUCAUUUUAUAUCUUGUAGAAAAAUAUAAUGUCAAACAUAAAAAUAAAAUUUUAUUGAGACUCAUAUGCCGAAGAAAACAUGAACAAAGAUAAAAAAAACACUUCUACAAAUUUAAUUUUAAACGAAGGACAUAAACCAAAUGAACAAAAAAUCUAA